UUGAGAAUAUUUAAAUCUAUUACUAAAAAAAAAAUAUCUUAAAAUACUAAUGUACUAAAUGUAGCGGUGACGUCAUAGAAUGACGUCACUGACACGUCAGCGGUGAUCUGCCUUCCUACAUUACAAGAGAAUAUAUCGUUACACAUGGAUUAUGUUCAAAGUCCAUUCGGUUGAAUGAAUUUAUAAUGUUUUGGAUAUGUGAAAAUAUAUGAUAAUUGUAAAAUCUAUUAAAUCAACGAAUGAAUAUAUUAAAUGAUUCCAUUGCUCGAUGAUCGUGUAUCAUUUAUGUCAGGAAGUGUAUUUAUUCUAAGCAAUCUUGUGACGUAAGAAAUGUUGCACGAGUUUACUAAGGAAAAAAAAAAAAAUAAAACAAUUGAAGUCUCAAGAAGGAAAUAGAAAAAAGAGAGCUCGAGAAGGAAUGAAAAGGUAUCGAAGGUACAAAGUGUGAUAGUCACGUUGCAAGAAGUAGAAGAUUCGAAAAAAAGCGUAAAAUUAUCUGCCGCGCCUCUUAGUGCUUUUACAAAGAGACGACGGUGGAAGUUGCGGUGAUAGUAGCGGUGGUGGUGGCGGCGGCGGUGGCGGUGGCGGUGGCGGUGGCUGCGGCGGUGGCAGCGGCAGCGGUAAUGGUGGGGACAACGAUGGCGAGGGACGUGGAUGGUCGCCAUUUUGAUGGUGACGCGCACGGCGCAGCUCGGGUUCCACCAGUGACGAAGCCACUGGAGUUUUGACGUGGCUGCUACGUACCUGCCUGCUUGCCCACUCCGAUUGCAGCAAAGUUGGUGACGAGAAAUACGUAACUGGGCUUCAGGUACCCAGGCUAUGGAAAGUAUGGUCGAGGAAAAUGGAUCGGCCGUUGACCCAUUAUCACAGGGUUCUCAAAGUGGUGAUGCAGCACCGGCAAUUGCAACAUCGGUUCAAUCUGUUAUACAACCUAACCAGCAGUCUGUAAUUCAGACAGCAACAAAUAUUCAACCUGUUGCUCUCUCCAAAGGAAAUGUUAUUCUUGUUAGUAAACCAAAUUCAGUCAUACAAACUGCUCAAGGCAGUUUACAAACGCUUCAGGUUGUUGAGACAGGAAGCGAUGACAGUUUCUCGGAUGAAGAAUCUCCGAAAACAAGAAGUAAUAUUCUCACCAGACGUCCAUCAUACAGAAAAAUUCUUAAUGAUCUAGGUGGCGGAGAAAUUACUGACGGUCGUUUGCCUCCCAUAGAAUCUUCUUCAGAGUGCGAUUCUAAUGUGGACAGUGAAGUGUCUUCCCACUCUCUUCAUUAUCAGACAGUAAUACCUGCUGGCACUAUUCAAAUUGCAACUCAAGGGGAGGGUGUCCCAGGGCUUCAUACGUUAACUAUGAGUAAUGCAGCAACGGCAGGUGGAGCUAUAGUAGAGUAUGCACAGGGUCAGGAUACGCAAUAUUUUGUCCCAGCUUAUCCAGGACAUGGUGUAGUCGUUGAAGAUGCAGCUAGAAAAAGGGAACUGAGGUUGCUGAAGAAUAGACAAGCAGCAAGAGAAUGUAGAAGAAAGAAAAAGGAAUAUAUUAAGUGCUUAGAAAAUCGUGUUGCAGUUUUAGAAAACAGAAAUCAGACUUUAAUUGAUGAGCUGAAGUCCUUGAAAGAGCUCUAUCAACAAAAAGCGGACUGAGGUUGGUGUUCAAUAUUGAAACACUGUAUCAAAAUUAUUAAUCGAUUAUGGAAUUUGUACAUGUUUUGUUUGUGUACAUUAUCCUAAGACAUUGUUAGAUAAACGAUGGUGAUGUACAUGCAUUCUUAUAGAUAAGCGUUCUGUAACAUACUGUAUUUAAGCAUGAAUACAAAGGCUUGUGAGACUUGCUAUUACUAAAGCGAGAAGCCAAAGGUACAUGAAAUGUGGAGGUAGGGAAUGUAUAGACAGAUAUUUGGGAAAUCAUCAUAUAUAUUUUGGAUAAAGAUGAUUAUAAAAUUCACACCAAUGUUCAUGCAUGGAGGGGAUGAAAAAAAUGUUAAUGUUCAAAAUGUACAAUCUACAGAGGCAGUAUGAUCGUGCUAUUUUGAGAUAAAUGAUGUGUUAAUGUAGUAUCACUGCAACCUUCCAUUUGUAUAUUAUAAACUAGAUGAUUGAAAGGUAUUGUAAAAAACAACUCAAUGGUUUUACAAAUAGUCAAUUUGUGAUAAAUUAGUCACUUACAUGAUUUUUUUGCUAUAUAUCUUAUAGGAAAAGAAUUCUAUAAAUAUAUCUAUAAAAUGUAUCAAA
Messenger RNA from Vespa mandarinia (Asian giant hornet), 2226 nucleotides. It is a transcript of the gene CrebB, whose product is annotated as Cyclic-AMP response element binding protein B. Gene Ontology annotation, cellular component: transcription regulator complex; nucleus. NCBI's taxonomy places the organism in Eukaryota, Metazoa, Arthropoda, Insecta, Hymenoptera, Vespidae. Gene Ontology annotation, biological process: regulation of transcription by RNA polymerase II. The record is from RefSeq and is a predicted model, not a curated record. Gene Ontology annotation, molecular function: protein binding; DNA-binding transcription factor activity, RNA polymerase II-specific; RNA polymerase II cis-regulatory region sequence-specific DNA binding.